GACGACCACUACGAAGACGCCGAUGGCUUUGCGCGGACCGAAAAGGCAGCCCAAGCCUCUCAACUCAACCUCAGCGCACGUCUCAGCAAAGAAGGCGAGACGGCGCAAGGCGGAGGUUGGGCGGAGAUCAGGCGCCUCCUCCUAAUCGCCCUCCCCGAAUGGCGCUCCCUCGGUCUCGCCUUCAUCUUCCUAAUCUACAGUAGCACCAUCAGCAUGAGCAUCCCUUUCUCCAUCGGCAAGAUCCUCGACGCCGCAAGCGCGCAGUCCAGCACUCUCUUCGGCCUGUCCAUGGAGCAAUUCUACAUCGCCCUCGCCGCGCUCAUCGCGUCGGGCGCCUGCGCAAACUAUGGCCGCAUCAUCUUCCUCCGCAUCGUCGGCGAGCGGAUAGUAACGAAGCUUCGCAGCCAACUCUUCAAACGCACCUUCAUCCAAAACGCCGAGUUCUUCGACGCCAACCGCGUCGGCGACUUGAUCUCCCGCCUCGGCAGCGACACCAUAAUCGUGGGUAAAAGCAUCACACAAAACAUGUCCGACGGCCUGCGCGCGCUCGUCUCCGCCGCUGCUGGCGUAACACUAAUGACCUACGUUAGUCUGAAACUCACCAGCGUCAUCGCCCUGGUCUUCCCCAUCAUCGGGAUAGGCGCCUUCUUCUACGGCCGCGCCAUCCGUAACCUCUCCCGCCAGAUCCAGAAGAAUCUCGGCACUCUCACCAAAAUCGCCGAGGAACGACUAGGAAAUGUGCGCACUUCUCAAGCCUUCGUGGGCGAGCAACAAGAAGUCCGACGCUACAAUAAUCAGGUCCGCAAAAUCUUCACCUUGGGGAAGAGGGAAGCGUAUAUAUCCGCGACCUUCUUUUCCUUCUCCGGCUUCGCGGGCAACAUGACGUUCAUCGCCUUACUGUACGUAGGCGGGAAUAUGGUCCGCAGCGGCGCCCUCUCCAUCGGCGAUCUCACCAGUUUUCUCAUGUACGCCGGGUACGCGGGGAGUAGUCUCUUCGGCCUCUCCGCCUUCUACAGCGAACUGAUGAAAGGCGUCGGCGCCGCAUCCCGACUCUUCGAACUGCAGGACCGCAAGGCGGAGAUCAGCCCGACCCUCGGCGAUCCCGUGAAGAGUCUCCGCGGUGCCAUCGAGUUCAAGAACGUCGCUUUCUCCUACCCCACCCGCCCGGCCGUGCGGAUCUUCAAUGAUCUCACCUUUGAGAUUCCGGAGGGAAGUAACGUCGCCAUUGUCGCGCCUUCGGGUGCGGGGAAGAGUACCGUGGCGAGUCUGCUCAUGCGGUUCUACCAGCCCAGUGCUGGCACGAUUCUGAUUGGGGGCAAGGAUAUCAGCACCAUGAAUGCCAAGCAAUUGCGUCGCAAGAUCGGGUAUGUGGGGCAAGAACCUGUGCUGUUUAGCGGCACGAUCGCGGAGAAUAUCUCCUAUGGUCGUCCAUUGGCGAGUCGGACUGAGAUUGUCCGGGCGGCGCGGGAGGCGAAUUGUCAGUUUAUUUCUGAUUUCCCGGAGGGACUGGAGACGUUUGUUGGAGCGAGGGGGACGCAGUUGUCCGGCGGACAGAAACAGAGGAUCGCGAUUGCGCGGGCGUUGUUGAAGAAUCCGGAUAUACUGAUUCUGGAUGAGGCGACGAGUGCCUUGGAUGCCGAGUCCGAAACCCUCGUCAACCAAGCCCUUGCUCGCUUGUUACGUGGCAACAACACCACCAUCUCGAUCGCGCAUCGCCUGUCGACGAUCCAACGCAGCGACACCAUAAUCUGCAUCGGUGCGGACGGCAAGGUGGCGCAGGUGGGGAGUUAUCGACAGUUGAGUGAGGAUAGUGAGGGGGCGUUUGCGAAGUUGAUGGAGUGGCAGAUGAGUGGGGGA
This is a messenger RNA of Baudoinia panamericana UAMH 10762, 1857 nucleotides long. RefSeq lists its product as uncharacterized. The annotation marks the transcript as partial. The record is from RefSeq and is a predicted model, not a curated record. Gene Ontology annotation, biological process: transmembrane transport. Gene Ontology annotation, molecular function: ABC-type oligopeptide transporter activity; ATP binding; ATP hydrolysis activity. Lineage: Eukaryota; Fungi; Ascomycota; Dothideomycetes; Mycosphaerellales; Teratosphaeriaceae. The transcript has a single exon. Gene Ontology annotation, cellular component: membrane.